Messenger RNA from Asparagus officinalis (garden asparagus), 330 nucleotides. RefSeq lists its product as uncharacterized. The record is from RefSeq and is a predicted model, not a curated record. The transcript is spliced from 4 exons. Lineage: Eukaryota; Viridiplantae; Streptophyta; Magnoliopsida; Asparagales; Asparagaceae. Bases 1 to 330 code for a protein of 109 amino acids.
AUGAUACAAGUUGUCCAUGGGCCUUCACCUUUCAAAGGCCUGGCAAACAGAUUUGAAAAUGAGCUUGUUAUUGCCAUUGGGAAAGGAGAACCUGUUGUGGUAAUGUCGGAGUAUGGCUUCAAAAAAGUUCUUUCCAUAGAUGAAUACACAUCAUAUUUUGAAGACAUUGAUCCCUUGUCGCAAUUUAAAUGCUGGGCUACUAGGCAAGCUAAUGAGAAGAACACAUCCAGGGAAUCACAUUUGAGAUACAAUGUUUACUCUCAAAGAGUAAAAGGAGUAUUUGUUUUUAGUGACCCCGUUGACUGGGGAAGGGACAUCCAAUGGUCAUGA